Molecule: messenger RNA, 1618 nt
Organism: Oryctolagus cuniculus (rabbit)
Lineage: Eukaryota; Metazoa; Chordata; Mammalia; Lagomorpha; Leporidae
Gene: RHNO1
Product: RAD9-HUS1-RAD1 interacting nuclear orphan 1
Biological process (GO): DNA damage checkpoint signaling; recombinational repair; cellular response to ionizing radiation
Cellular component (GO): chromosome; nucleus
Source: RefSeq, a predicted model, not a curated record
GCGGGCUAGUGGGGCCCCGGCGCCGGACGGGGCGGAGGAGGAGCCGCCUGGGGAGAGGGGCGCGGCUCUGGGGCGCGGGGUGGUGGCGAUCGCCCCCUGCUUCCUCACGACGGCCUUGGAGCGCUGUGGCCGCGGAUUUCCCUCCUGAGCAAAGUCGUUCUCCGGGGUCGUCCAGUGGACCUCCGUCUGCUGCAGGAGCCCUCUGGGGGGUGGGGUGCAGCGUGCGCCCCCCGCCCCCUCGCCGCGGUCCACCCGCCCUUGGCUUGGAUUUUGCCUGCCUGCGACCCCCGGUCCGCCCCACUCCCUCUCGCAGCCCGGCCUUACCUGGAAGAGACCGGAGACGCAUUCUGCAGCCACCAUGGGCGGGCACGGGCAGGCCCCGAAGGUACCGAGGAGCUGCAGAAGUUCGUGGAGAAAUGAAAUGGAAAGAUAAAUGCGAAUCGUCCGUGGACCUUUUGCAGCUCCCUGCUAGGAUGAAAGACAAGGUCUUUUGCUUCUCCUGAACUUGCAUGGGUUGGAACUGGAGCCUGUCCCCCAACCCGAAGGCAACCAGCAUCAUGUGCUUGCUAACUGCUCUUCAUCCACCUAUUGAUGCCUCCCAGAAAAAAACGCCAGCAGCGGUGCCAGAAAGCCCAGCUGCUCUUCCACCAGGAACCACUGGAGGGACCCAAGCACCACUCUGGAUCUCCUCAGCCUCCCACCACCCACACCGUGCAGGUGCCCAGCAAGCCGAUUGACCACAGCACCAUCACUUCCUGGGUAACACCUCAGUUUGAUAUAACAGCAGAAAGCUGCUUCCCAGUGUGCCGGAAACGUCCCCGCAACCAGAGAAGACAUUCAAGUCGGAAAUCCACCACAUCCAAGUUUCCACAUCUCACUUUUGAGAGUCCACCCACUUCUUCCAGUUCAGAGACACUGGGGAUCCCCUCAGUGAAGGAGUGUCCCCAUCAAUCAGAAAAGGACGUUUCCAGGAGGCCCUUGGUUCCAGUGCUCAGUCCCCAGAGCUGUGGGGACCCAUCUGUGAGUUCCCCUGAGAGCCUGCCUCACGUGUUCAUUCCUCCUGACAUCCAGACCCCAGAGCCCUCUUUGGUGAGGGGAGAAGCCAUUCCCCCAGACCAGAAGGAGAACGGCCUGCGAAGCUGUCCCCUUCACCUCGGCACUCCCAGCAGCCCAGAGCCUGGGCCUGUGUUGGCUGAAGACACCCCUGAGGAGAAGUACGGGGUGAAGGUCACGUGGAGGAGGCGACAGCACUUGCUUGCAUACCUCAGGGAGAGAGGGAAGCUGAGCAGAAGCCAGUUCCUUGUGAAGAACUGACUGCAUUCCCGGACAGCUGCUCCCACACCAGCAGUCCUAACAGGGCUGUGAAUGUCACUUUUCUGGCACACCAGGGAGUGUUUCUGUAGAAUAAAAUGGACAUAACACCAGCAGAAACUAGAUGUAACUAGAGCCCAGGGUCAUAGGGGAAUUUAAUUCCCGAUUUGCCUCUUAAGAAACUUGACCAUAAACAGUUGAGUUCAGUGUCAUGAACUGCUCAUGUGUUUUCUUAUAUUAACUUUAAAAUACCUUGAACCUGUUUAACAUGUGUAUAAAUAAACAGUUGCAUAAAGUUUUUAGAGAA